CGAGAGAGAGCGAUGUGAUGCGGGGGAUCAACGUCGUCGGCCGAGGCCGGGGCCGCAAGCCGCUAGCCAACAGCCGGUUAGGUUAGGUUAGGUGUUCUUGUCGGUGUGUGCCGUUGAGAAAAAAAAUUCGAGUUUCGCUUAUCGCUCUCUUUCACACCUGUUAAUGCGAGCGGAGGCCCUCGCAUUGUCAAUUCUCGCUUAUCAGAGACGAACAGACCGCGAGUGGCGCGCGAGUAUCAGCCUCCCUUUUCCACCUGGUGAUAAAAUUAUUACGGAGGCUCUCCAAGCGACGCGACGCGCGACGCGACGGAACGAAGGGAGAAAGUGAUGUAAUUUCUAAUCGUAACAAUUCCCCACGACGCUAAUUUCAUCGGUCUGUCCGUCACCGUGCUGUGAUAGCCCGGAAUGUUGCGUAGCUUUGCAGGAACAAUGUUGUAAAAGAGAGAGGGAUGAUGAGCUGUUCCGUGGAAUUACGCCAACGUAGGCAACAGGGGAUGGCGGAGGAUCCUCACAAGCUCGCGGCGAUGAUGAAUAAAUCUCAAAGACUCGUACUGGGACUUUUAGUUUUAUUACUGGUUGAUAUAAUAUGGGUCUCCAGUUCCGAGCUCAGCAAAUACAUCUACAGGAACGAAACGUUUGAGAAGCCAUUUUUUAGUACGUACGUAAGGACGUCUAUGUUCACCCUUUAUUUGCUUGGCCUCUGCUUCUGGCCACCCUGGCGGGAACAAUGCAAUAAACCUGCAACGUAUAUGUUCAUAGAUCCCAAUGUUGAAGAUGACAACUUUUACUCGGAGGCCAAUACAAGUUUAAGCGAUCCAACGUUUGUUCCAAUCAAAACUCCGGACCAUUGCGACCGUUCGUCAGGCACGGAAAGCGACGACUCGUCCAUUCGCUCCGUAAGAUUCAGUAAAUUGGCGGAGGUGCGCCACAUGUCGGAGAGCGAUGCCACCGAGGCUCUGUUGGCACGGCUCAGCUACCAAGCGAGUGUUAGAGCUGGAGAACACGCGAGGCGGCAAGCGAACAAAUUUUCUGUACAAAAAGUAGCCAAGAUAGCCCUCAUGUUCUGCUUAUUUUGGUUCAUGGCAAAUUAUACGUAUCAGAUAUCAUUGGAGCAAACUCAAGCCAGAAUCGUUAACGUAUUGUCUUCAACGUCCAGCUUGUUCACUUUGUUUCUCGCCGCUUCCUUCCCCAGUAACGGAGGAGAUAAGUUUACGCUAUCGAAAUUAGCCGCUGUGGUCGUUAGCAUCUUCGGACUGGUAUUGGUCGGCAUUUCGGAUUUAAAUCUAAUAGAAAGUGAUAAUAUGUCAACGGGCAUAAUAUUGGCUCUAGUCAGUGCUUUUUUCUAUGCUGCGUACAUAGUAUUUUUAAAGAGGAAAGUAGAUCACGAAGACAAGAUGGAUAUACCAAUGUUUUUUGGCUUCGUGGGAAUAUUCAAUUUAACACUUUUGUGGCCUCUAUUCUUUAUUCUUCAUUAUGGCCAUUGGGAAGAGUUUGAGUGGCCCAACAGCCAUCAGUGGACAUUCCUAAUUAUAAACGGUCUAAUUGGUACUGUUCUGAGCAAAGUUCUCUGGCUAUGGGGCUGCUUUCUCACGUCGUCUCUCGUAGCAACGAUGGCCGUAAGCUUAACAAUGCCCAUGUCGAUGAUAGCCGAUGUUCUCUUGAAAAAAGUUGAAUACCCUUGCAUUUUCUAUCUGGGAAGUAUUCCAAUGCUCCUGGCAUUCCUCACGGUAUCUCUUUUAUCUUACUACGACAAUUGGGAUCCUGUUAUGGAUCUAAUAAAAAGAUUUUUCAUCUGGAUCUGCAGGAGAAACAACAGAUCUGCGAGGCUGCCAGAUCUCGAGGCAGAGCAAACCGAGUCUUUGAUAGGAAUAGACAGUGGCGAUCAUGAAGCUUAAUACGAGACAAUAAUGAGAGAGAAUUGGACAACAUCUCGUGCAUACCCAUCUUCAUUUAGAUUCCCUCUCAAUCUCACUGUCUCAAUCUUGUUUUACAUCUUGUGGCGUAAAGUAACGAUUAAGUAACGAUCUUACUUUCCCCAUAUAUCGCUUUAUUCCGCACGGAACAUCACAAAAUGAUAUUACUGCCUGACAAUAACGCGAUUGCGAGUCAAUUUAUGACAAACGCAAUUAACAUGCUUUAUUUGUUCGUGGUCAUUGUGCAUUUCAAACUACCUCUUUACAUUCAUUCCUACUGUUUUCAUCAAUUACGCUACAUCCUACCAAGAAAUUCAGUGUCUUUACCGAAAUCUGUACAUACUAUGUAAUAAGAGUUGAUGAAAA
This is a messenger RNA of Vollenhovia emeryi, 2279 nucleotides long. RefSeq names its product solute carrier family 35 member F5. Gene Ontology annotation, cellular component: membrane. The transcript is spliced from 8 exons. Lineage: Eukaryota; Metazoa; Arthropoda; Insecta; Hymenoptera; Formicidae. The record is from RefSeq and is a predicted model, not a curated record. The coding region runs from base 450 to 1895 and encodes 481 amino acids. Gene Ontology annotation, biological process: regulation of peptide transport.